GACUGUACAAGGAGGCAGGAGGCGUGGAUGGCCAGGGUCGUGAAUUAAUGUCAAUUAAUGUCGCCUGUCUGUAGACAUACUCUUCUCAACAAACACCAGGCUGACACUGUAUUCUUACGUCGCAUCCGCCAGUUCCUCACUUUUGACUUGAUAAGUUUUUUUUUGUUUUUUUUUAAGUGAACAUGAGCGAUGUUUACGAUCUGGUACUUAAUGUCAUCGACGAUCUUACUAAAGACGAAUUUGAACGUUUCAAAUCUUACCUUGAAAAGGUAGAGAACGAAAACGGUGGGACGAUCAAGAAAUAUAAAAUCGAGGAAGUUACACGGAACAAGUUAGUGGAAGAGAUUAUUAGCCACUUUACUAAAGAGCACGCAAUAGAAAAAACGAGAUUUGUGCUGAAGAAGAUUCCUCGGCUCGAUCUUGCGGGUACGCUGCCUAGUUCUGGCCGAAUAGACUGUCCAGCAGAAACAACGUUGAAACGUAAACAUGGAGCUGAGUGUGGUGAAUUUUCUGCUGCAAAACAAGUUAAACUGAGCAAUCCGCCGGACAUUGGACUUCAGGAACAAGCCUCUGAAGUGGAUCAUACAACAUCUGGUUUGCGUAAAUAUGACCUGCAACCAAUGCGACGUGGCCUGGUUUUGUGUGUCACUGAUGGCAGAGAAGGCUCAGAAGAAGACCUGAAGAACAUCAGUAAAAUAUUUACGAAGAAGAGAAUUAACUUUGUAAAAGUUAUUAAUCCCAGAGGAGAGGAAAUUCUACCUAAAAUCAAGACUUUUAGAGAUGAAAUUAAUAAUGCCAGGGAAGAUACCAGCUGCAGCUUUGUUGUUCUCAUGUCACAUGGAAACCAGGACGUGAUCAAGGGAGUAGAUAAUAUGGAAGAGAAGCUCCAGAACCUGUUCACUCUCUUCAACAAUGAGCAGUGUCCGAAAUUGCAGAACAAGCCAAAAGUGUUCAUCAUACAGGCCUGCAGAGGAAGUGUAAAAGAUAAAGGAACACCUUAUAUAGAUGACGACACUGACUUUGAGAAGGAGAAUAUUGUCAGGAUGCUGCCCACUACAAGUGACACUCUGGUGGUUUAUGCAUCCAUGCCAGGAUAUGUAGCCAUACGUAACCCAGUGCUUGGGUCUCGACUUAUCACUGAAAUGACCACAAUCUUUGAAACCUUCUCUGACCAACACCACAUUGUGGAUCUCUUUACUAUGGUGAAUGAAAGGCUUGUCCAUAAUUACAAUCGUAAAGAUCUGAAAUCAACCAUGGUAUUGGAGAGCACUCUCACCAGGUCACUUUAUCUGAACUAAAUUAUGCAAUAUUGGAAAAUGCAGUUUUAGAUUUUCAGCACUUCUUUUCUAAGUUGUUAAUGUCUUUGUAAUUUUGUAUGCCAGUAUGAGCAAUCCUACAUGGAAAAACUCCAUCAAUAAAGUGCCUUUACAUCCAAAGGUUUCAUAAGACCUAGCUGGAUCACUACUGAGUGUGGCAAGGACAAACUUUUUAAAGUCUUACUUCUAACCAAAUGAAAUAAAUGUGGUUUCAUUCAUCUUGCAAAUGUUGCCAACUUACUAGGAUGAACAUGAACAACUGAUUAGAUAAACUAACAGAGAGCCUUAAGGAAGGAAUGCUUACUUCUUUUUCAUGUAUAAUUGUUAAUGUAAAAGGAAACGUUAAACCUGCUCUCCAGUUGUCUCUUA
Messenger RNA from Polypterus senegalus (gray bichir), 1685 nucleotides. RefSeq names its product caspase-14-like. The record is from RefSeq and is a predicted model, not a curated record. Gene Ontology annotation, molecular function: cysteine-type endopeptidase activity. Gene Ontology annotation, biological process: proteolysis. Bases 183 to 1298 code for a protein of 371 amino acids. NCBI's taxonomy places the organism in Eukaryota, Metazoa, Chordata, Cladistia, Polypteriformes, Polypteridae. The transcript has 8 exons.